Messenger RNA from Musa acuminata subsp. malaccensis (wild Malaysian banana), 733 nucleotides. The record is from RefSeq and is a predicted model, not a curated record. NCBI's taxonomy places the organism in Eukaryota, Viridiplantae, Streptophyta, Magnoliopsida, Zingiberales, Musaceae.
AUGGAGCAUAACCUACGCACCGCAGGUGCGAUCGCGCCGGAGACUCUGGGGAAGCUCGGCAUGAGACCAGCCGAGACUGCUCUUCCGUGCUUCAAGACCGGGGCAAUACCACCUGCAGGAACAUGCGCCGACUGGGCGGACCCCUACACUCUCUUCGUGCUGGAGACGGCGCUCAUGGGGUUUGCGGAGCACAGGAGGUUCCAGGACUGGGCAAAGCCGGGCACCAUGGGGAAGCAGUACUUCUUAGGGCUGGAGAAGGGGCUGGGUGGGUCAGGAGACCCUGCUUACCCUGGAGGACCUUUCUUCAACCCUCUUGGCUUUGGGAAGGAUGACAAGUCACUCAAGGACUUGAAGCUGAAGGAGGUGAAGAAUGGGACGCUGGCUAUGUUGGCCAUACUGGGGAACUCUGGGCAGGGGGGGUUUGUCACCGGGGUUGGGCCAUCUCACAACCUGUUGGGUCACUUGGCUGAUCCAGUGCACAACAACAUCCUGACCAGCCUCUACUUCCACUAGGAGGAGGUCCUCUCUGCUGGUAGAAUUCUGUAUCUGAACAUUACCUGCACAGAAUUCUUUAUCUUGUGUCUUUCAGCGGACACUUGUCGUUAGCAUCAUCCUGCAAUGGACUGACUGUAUCAUUGUUCGAUAGAGAUCCGAGGGUGCAAGUCAUAUUCUACUAUCAUGUAGCAGUACCAGUCAUGUUUGUGGAAAUUUCAUCUGUGAAAAAACCUUUUGU